This is a messenger RNA of Aspergillus pseudonomiae, 2151 nucleotides long. RefSeq lists its product as uncharacterized. The transcript has 5 exons. The record is from RefSeq and is a predicted model, not a curated record. The coding region runs from base 1 to 2151 and encodes 716 amino acids. NCBI's taxonomy places the organism in Eukaryota, Fungi, Ascomycota, Eurotiomycetes, Eurotiales, Aspergillaceae.
AUGGAGAUCUCUGUAGCGAGACACCUUGCAGAUUGUGUGCUAAAUGCGUGUGCGAGAGCUCAAGCUGGUGGUAAAGAACUACUGGAGGAUGAUAUUUUCGAUGAAAAUGAUGAUAUUAAGCAGGAUGCUAUCAGACUUCUGAAGUUUAUUCAGGGCUCUCAAAACAGAGCGGAUCGUGUCGCAACUGAAACGUCUAAAAUAGUACUUCAUCCGGCCUUAGAACCAUACAUCAAUAAAUGGGGGGGAAAGCCACAAAUCUUUGGAUCAGACAAUUCCGACAUUUCUUCAGGAACAAAAAUCCCAUUCCUAGUACGAAUUUUUCGUCUUGCAUGCAACACCAAAGAAUCAGUCGUCGAAAAGGUGCGCUCACGAUUUUAUUAUGUUUUUUGGUAUCGAGUCUACCAAUUUUAUGCUAAAGAAAUCGGUACUCACCAUGAUAUCUAUACCGCCAUUUCAAUCUGCAUUGUGCAAGGAGGUCUAUCCGAAUUCACCGAGGAGAAGAUACGAGGGGAAUUGGUACGCUGGGUAAAAUAUGGUGAGAGGUUUGAGCUCUUGGUACGGGAUUUGGGGAGUGAAAGGGUUUUGUUUCUUCUUCCUUUUGAAUAUGGAGAGAUAUUUUGGUUAGAGAAAGUUCCAAAAUCGUCGGGCCAGAGACGCGAUAAUUUGAUCAGGUCACUACAUGACAGACUCCACAAUACAGAAGACGAGGCCAACCAAACCCACAUACACAAUAUUGCAACUGCCGUGUUGCGCUAUCACUUGGAUUCAAUGAAGGACGAGUUCGACAUGCCCUAUAUACUGUCUAUAUGCACAGCCUCUAGGAAAAGGAAAUAUCGUGGCAGGGGGAUGGACGCCAAAGCGAACAAAGUCCAUAAGCGUACACACAACGAUAAGUUCUACGAUCUCGGUAAAGCUCGGCUGCAAAACACUGAGGCCACUGGAAGUGUAGUCAAUGCCCAAGCGCUGCAAAAUCAGCACUAUUGCUUGAAGUCUCCGACAGUAAUUCAAGUUAAAGAUUUGUCUAAAUCUUCGCAGACAGAACAAGCGCUUUCUAAACCACAACGAACGGUAAAAAGCCUAGAUACCAUGGGUAAACAAUCGAGAGAGGAUGCCGGAAACGCACAUGAAUGUGCAUCGCGGGAUACAUCGAGAGUGUCCCAUCUCGAUACCUUAUCACAGUCUGGAAAUCAGGAUCCGAAGGUAUACGAUAUCCGAAAGGAUAUCGAGUAUCGCAGUUCAGAGGCAUAUAGAGCUAUAAAUAAGGAUUUCAGCAUUACUUCUCGACAAACCGAGCAGUCGGCGUCGGCAUCUAAAAACGGUUCUGAUGCGAAUAUCACAGCUACACCAUUCGCCUCUUUCACUGUAAACACGCCUAAUCCCGGCGAUUCGAAUCCCUCAUACCAACCAUAUUUUGACCCUUCCAUAUAUAUGGAAUCGGUUCCUGAGACGUAUAAUAACAUUCUUCCAUCCUUAAGGUCUUCGAAGUCCGCAGAAACUCCACAAAUUACCUUGGACAUGAACGGCGCUCCACAAUUGAAUGCAAGUACAGACUCUGCACAAAGCUUACCAGAAGGGUUCUUCGACCCGUCAAGCUAUAUGCGGGCGGCUGGCUGGUCGUAUAAUGGUACCAUAGGAGCGUCUAUCGAUCAGUCAAUAUUCAUACGGGAUCUAGAAACUGCUUCAAGAGACACAUCACAAAUAAAUACAACGGAUAUAGAUUAUGGACAAGUGUCACAAGGUCUGACAGAGAAAUUCUUCGACCCAUCAUUUUACUACAUGCGGGCAGUCGACACACCAUACGACGAUAGUAUUGGGCAUUCCAUAUAUCCUAUGAGGGAUAUACAAGAUCUGCAAAACACUUCAAAUGCGAAUGAUGCACUAGUGUCCGAGAGUAGAGCGAGCGUCGGUGCUACACAAGGAAUAUCAGAAUCAUUUUUCGACCCAUCCAGCUACAUGAAAGCAGCCCAACAAGUAUACAAUGGUGGCGAUUUAUCUGCAGACUCUUCUGGGUAUGAGCAAGGCGCACGACCCAUCUUAUACUCAAAUGAUUGGCUAUUACCACAUGGAGCAAGUCCAAAUCAUACAGAAACACGUACCUUCGUGGCGCAUAACUCCUCCUGCCAAAACCAACAAGAUUUAUCCGCUUGUUAA